CUCAGGGAGCCCCAUUGCGCCCACAUUUAUUUUUUAUUUUAUUUUUCUAUACUCUUCUUUGCCCUUCUUAAACAUAUAUACAUAUAUAUACAUAUAUAUAAUAUAUGCCUGAUAAGCAAGACAAUAAAGCAAAGCUAAAGCACAAGUCUUUCUCUCGUAGAGCGUCUUCUGGCAACUUUGACAUAAACUAUGAUACUUUUGAACUAAAAAUACCAAGCUAUAUCUUUGCUAAACCGAUAGAGCUUUCUGGUGCUGGCAGUUUAAUAGCCAUUAGUCUUGGAAAAAGACUUACAGAUAAUCAACCAGUAUUGGCAAAAAUAUCACCUCACUUGGUUCGAAUUGAGAGAGAAUAUUAUCUAACAAAGAGACUUCAUCCUAUCUGUCCAAAGCAUAUUCCAAAUGCUGUAGAAUACGUCUCUUUAGCUCAAGAUGGUCUAGCUGCUCUACUUUAUACAGAUAUUCAACCCAACGACUACCUCUUCUUUCGAGAGUACUAUCACAGUCUUUAUUCAAUCAGCACUUUACCAAACAACACUCCCAUCUGGAGAUCUUGUGAAAGUCAUUCACAAUGUAAACCACUCAGUCUAGACAUGUUUUUAAAGUUCGCCAUUGAAUGCUGUUCAGCUUUACAGUUUUUACACGAAAGUUCAAUAGUCCAUGGUGAACUACGUCCGUCAUCAUUUCACUGUCGCUUCAACGAUGAGCUUAAUAAGCCAGAGAUCAAGAUCUGGAACUUUGGAGGUGGACUGAAAUCCUACGAAGACUUAUUACUCACUCGUUGGCGAUCCAUCAUGACAGACAAUUCACAGACAUCACAAGAUAACUCAGGAUCAUCGCAACAUAACCAUCGACUGUAUUCUACCAAAGAGUUUCAAUAUUCUCUUGCAUAUAUAAGUCCAGAACAAACGGGUAGAACGUCCAAUGCGCUUGACCAUCGUACAGACCUCUAUUCUCUCGGAAUACUCUUUUUCGAAUUAUUAACUAGUCGCGCACCAUUUGAAGGAACAGCCAUGGACAUUAUCGAAUCAAUUCUUUCAAAGAAUGUCCCUCUUGUUCACACCAUCAGAAAAGAUAUUCCCCCAGUGAUUAGCCUUAUCAUCGAUAAAUUGACUAGAAAAGCAGUAGAUGAAAGAUAUGCUAGUGCGUAUGGUCUAAAAGGAGAUUUACUAGAAUGUCAAAGAAGACUGAAGGACCAAACAGAGGCACUUAUCUUUUUCCCUUUAGGCCAGAAGGAUGUGAAUCCUGUGUUCAAAGUAGCAGAUGGCAUAUACGGUCGAGAAAAGGAGCAGGAGAUUAUUCAUUCGAUAGUCGAGCGUGUCAGCAUGCUACAUCAGCAAGAAAGUGCAAAGAAAGAGAUCAAAAAGAUAAAUCGAGCCGGAUGUGAAAUUAUUGUGUUGAAGGGCCCUGGUGGCAUCGGCAAAUCCACGCUAGCUUCCAUGAUCCAUAACAAAGCACGUCCUGCAGGAUAUAUAGCCACUGCCAAGUUUGAUAGAAAUCAGAAAAGUCCUUACAAUGGUCUAUUACAUUGCUUAUCAUCUAUACUGAAGCAGCUUUUGACAGAACCAGAAUCUGUUGUGAAGGAAUUCUACAAGGACUUAAAAGACAACCUUGGACCUCAAUUUCCCAAUGUGCGAUUACUGGUCGGUAAAGUUCCUGAACUAAAGCCUAUUCUGUAUGGAUAUAAAGAAAAAAUGAGGCCAGUGGAUGAUGAUGCAUUAUCAAGUAUUUUGAAUACUGAAAUAAGAUUUCAUUCUGUAUUCCUCAACAUUAUAAAGAUUAUUGCAAGACGAAAGAUGACUACACUGUGCCUUGAUGAUUUACAAGAAGCAGAUGAACCUUCUAUUCGUUUGAUUAGUGCUCUUAUUCUUUCACAAACAACCAUGUUGAUCAUUCUCACGUUUAGAGAUGGUAACGAAACACCACAGACCGUCAUUGAUAUGCUCAAUAGCUGUCAGGAACGCCCAAUCACGACUAUUCAACUAAACCCCAUUCCAAAAAGUGCAAUACAAGAACUCGUUCGACACACAUUUUACGGCGGCUACGACAAAGAUCAGCUUGAUACCACGCGUCCCCUUGCUGAUCUCAUCACUACUUGGACGCGAGGAAACCCCUUUUAUGCCAAACAAUUUUUAAAGAUUAUGAAAAGAAAAGGUGAUAUUUGGUUCGACUGGAACGACAAGAGCUGGAAGUUCCGGCUGGAUAACAUCAAGCACCAUGAUAUAUUUGAUAUCAGACAGUUAGUCUCUCAUUUGAAAUCAUUGGACAAGUCUACUCAACUGUUGCUCAUGUGGGCAAGUCUCAUGGGUCACGUCUUUAAUUUUUCAAAGAUUAAGGCGCUUUUGGAAUUUAAUGCCAUGGGUGGUCUACAGACCGCGUUGAGUGAAGGUAUCAUACAAUAUAAAUCUGGUGAUGACUUUUGCUUUGUUCACGAUCGAUACUGUCAAGCCGCUUCGAUGCUGAUCACAAGCAAGCAACAGCGCGAAGAAAUGCAUUUUAAAAUUGGACAGAUACUUAUGUCAGAAAACGAGGAAGAUGAAGAAGAAUCAGACGGGAGAGUGUAUUGGGUAGCUGAUCAUCUAUUAAAAAGCGCAAACCUAUUGCAGGCAAGUGGAAAAACAAGGCGGUACCGUAAGGUACUUGCAAAGGCAGGUCAUGAAGCAACCCUUUCGGGCGCAUUACAAAUUGCUGCUGCCUAUUACGAUUGCGCAAUUUCGUUGCUUCCUAGAGAAAAAUGGCAAGAUGGCCCAGAUGCGUCAUUUGAAGAGACAUUGAACUUGUCUAUGAGAUUACUGGAGCUGAUGAAUGAUAGUGAUACUGAUAUUACUAGACGAGAGGAAAUGAUUGACGAGAUCCUAACACAUACAGAGAACCGCCCAUAUGAGCGUGCACAAAUAUGGCGAAUGCAAGCUAGAGCCUGUUUCCAAAAUACAAAUUACCGCCAAGGUGUUGACAUUAUACUUAAAGGACUUAGGGAAUUAGACAUAACUAUUGAUGAAAAAGCAGCAGAUUUUUAUGAGCAGAUAAAGACAAUCGUAAAUAACAUUGGCUUUGAUGCUCUGGUGAACCGAUCAGAAUAUUGCACAGAUCCUAAGCAAUCGGCUAUUAUGCUUUUGCUCAAUGAAGGCUGCACUGGCGCAUAUCUGAUAGAUCCGACCCUUGCUGAUUGCUUUGGUCUCAAGAUAUGUGAGCUAUCACUCAAAUCAGGCUAUACCCCUUCUAGUGGAGGAGGCUUUAUCUGGGCAGGAUGCACAGCUGCAAGAAAAUCUGAAUUUAGCUUUGCAGCAGAGUUAGGGAAAUUUGGAUUGAGUGUUGCUGAAAGGUACGCAGGCAACUCUGAGAUUGCUAGGGCAAUCAUUAUUCAUCAUACCAUGCUGGCUCAGUGGGCAGGGGUUCCUUUACAGACGUAUGCUGAACAGUUCCAAAAGGCAUAUGCUCAUGCAGUCACUGGUGGUGAUAAGCUUUUCUCGUCGCUUGCUUUGUUUCAUGUGGCAGUUACUUAUUAUUGGACAAGCCGUAAUCUUUCGGAUAUUCACUGGCAUUUAAAGAAAUCUAUGGAUACAUCCAAAAGAACUGGAAUAAGAGACGUGACGCUAUUAAAUAUAUCUCUUUGGCGCUCCAUAUUGGUGUUCCAGGGAAGAACAGAUUCAGUUGUAGAUCCGGACACGAUGAUGAACGAAUCAGAAAACUUUGAUGAAAUAUCGUAUGUGAACGACUUGGAAACACAGGGUCUUGGAAAUGCGCUAACUUGGCAUUAUGGCUUCAAGAUGAUUCUUUUAUUUCACUUUGGGUUUUUUAGAGAAGCAGUGGAAACUGGAGAAAAGAUAUUUGAUGACUCUGCUGGUCAAAUAGUGUAUCGUCAUAUUGGCAUUGCUAUGUACUAUCACAGUCUUUCACUUAUUGAAUGCAUGAGGGAACCUGAUCUAGAUCCUGAAACGCGCGAAAAGUACAAGAUGAGGCUCGAAGGCUACAAAGAAAAGCUUAAUAUUAUGGCUGCUCAUUCAUACGUUAAUUAUGGAUUGUACUACAAAAUACUUUGUGCACAAAUAUCGACAUUGGACAAUGAUUUGCAAGCCACGCUUGUAUUUUAUAACAGAGCUAUAGAGCACGCACAAGCUGAUAACUGGGUAUCUGUACUGGGAUUUAUCCAUGAACUCAUGACUCACCACUAUAUGCGCUGCCAAUUAGACAUGGUUGCCAUCCCCUCACUCACCAAGUCUAUUGAUUACUAUCGUCAAUGGGGGGCUUUUGGCAAGAUACAGUACCUUCAAAACAUGUACGGUCAUUUAUUGGAGCCUAUGUCAAUUAAGAGACGAGAUUGUGAAGUACAAACGGAAGAUGUUAUUGUUGGCUUUACGACCAACGUAGCAGAAGGCAGUAUAUGGGAAAAUCACAGUGAUGAGACAGCAACAGAUCCUUCUUUACGAGAUGACAUCCUAAAUAAUGACGAUAUAACUGUGUCAGCAGAAGAAGGGGAAAUUUCAGAAACGACUUUACUUUCAUUAGAUAUGGUCGAUCUUACAUCAAUCAUUAAAAGCACUCAAGUCAUAUCAAAUGAAAUGAACUCAUUUGAUGAGCUAUUGAAGAAAAUGAUUGGAAUUAUCAUGUCAAACUCUGGUGCUGAAUCUGGUGCAAUCAUUGUAAAAGAAAGACAGCUAUGUAUUGCCGCUUAUUCUACACGCUCAUGCUGUGAGACAUAUGACCCGCCUCUUCCUCUGGAAGAUUACAAAAGCAUUUCAGCUUCCAUUGUAAACUAUGUUAUUCAUACACACUCGGUGCUCUUUAUACCAAAUGUGGAAGAUGACCCACGCUUUGUGACCAAUAUCACAAAGAGCGCGGUGAUGUGUAUGCCUAUUUUACACAAGAAUACAUUGGUAGGAGUUCUGUAUUUACAGGCUAACAUCAAUACAUUUACACACAAGCAUUUGAACGUCCUCACGCUCCUCUGCGAUCAGAUCGGUAUCUCGAUCACCAACGCCCUUCUUUUCAAAUCUCUACAAAAGGCCACCGAGACAAACGCUCAGAUGAUCGAAAGCCAGUUAAAGGCGCUGGAAGAAGCCAAAGCAAGCCGUGAACAAGCGCUGAGAGCGACCCAGAUGAAGUCAAACUUUUUGGCCAAUAUGUCACACGAGCUUCGAACGCCUUUCUCAGGAUUUUAUGGCAUGAUUUCAUUGUUGAGUGAAACUCGACUGGACGCUGAGCAACGUGAAUUUGUGUCUAUUGCCAAACAGAGUUGUGAAAUGCUACUUCAUAUCAUUGACGACUUGUUGGAUUUUUCAAAACUUGAAGCUCACAACGUCAAAUUGCAUUAUGGUCUAUUUUAUGUAGAAGAUAUCAUUGCAGACAGACUAGAGCUGCUUAUCACACUAGCGGCGAACAAGAAUGUUGAACUGUCGUACUAUAUUGACAAAGAUGUUCCACCCAUUAUCUAUGCUGACGGCAAUCGAAUUGGACAGGUUUUGUUAAAUCUAGUAGGAAAUGCGAUCAAGUUUACGCAUUAUGGUGAAGUUGUUGUUCAUUGCAGCCUAGAUAAAGAGCACGGGGAUGGUAGUAUAUCUUUAAAAAUAUCUGUGAAGGACACAGGGAUAGGUAUGUCUAAAGAAGAAAUGAAGGGCUUGUUUUUGCCUUUUAGUCAAGUUGACGGAUCGACUACAAGAAACUUUGGCGGUACAGGAUUGGGUCUAUCCAUUUGUCUGCAGCUAGUAAAGUUAAUGCAAGGCGAUAUCUGGGUCGAUUCUGAGGUCAACCAAGGUUCUACAUUUUCUUUUACUGUACGGGUUAAAAAUGGUGAUACCGUCGCUGCUGAACCGGAUGGAGAUCCUCGUUGUAAGGUUAUUAAUGAUCUUUUGGUGCAGCUUCAUCAGCCACGCAUUUUGAUGGUUUGUCAAAAGCGUAUGAAAAAAAUGGUAGAGGCGUCAUUGCCAUGGUUAUCGUUAGAUCACAUGUACACAUUGGAAGAAGCUACUCAGUGUAUUAUUGAAAAGGCAAAGAACAACGCUGCCUAUGACUGCAUCAUUAUCGAUGCUCCUUCACCUGACCUGCUUAGACAACUGAUUAGUACGAUUGAAUCAACUCCUAGCUUAAAGCAUACACGUAUAUUGAUUCUCAUCGCGCCUGUCGUUGAUAACAUACCACGCACCACCAUCUCGCCCAAGCCAUCUAUUGAUCUUCUUCAGCAUCAUUUCUUGUUUCAUCCUUUGAUUACGCGUAUAUCGAAACCUGUAAGACAAGUAAAACUAUUGAAAGCCCUAGUUAGUGCACUAGGAUCAUCAAAACAAAAGGUGGAAGUAAAUGAACCUGUCCGUCCAGUGGAUACAGUGGAGGAAAAACCAAUGGCUACAUUUAACACCGCUAGACAAACACAAGAAGUAUUUUCACCUGAAGAAUUGGCAUUAUUCAAGGGACAAAAGAUACUCGUAGCAGAAGAUAACUCAAUUGCUCAAAAGCUCAUCAUGAAGCAACUAGGAAAACUUGGUUUCAUUGUGGAAGCGUGUAAUAAUGGAUUUGAAUGCUUUGACACUUGGAAGGCUAGGGGCCCAGGAUAUUUUUCGUUGGCAUGGAUAGAUCAUCAUAUGCCUGGUUGUGACGGAAUCGAAGCGACGAAAAAGAUUAGAGCGUAUGAAAAGAAGAUGAAUUAUGAUAAACUGUUGCCAAUCAUUGCCUUGACAGCUGAUAUACAAAUUACUGCCCAAGAAAAUUGUCUGAAAGCUGGUAUGAAUGAUUACGUUACAAAGCCACUUAUGCAAAAAGACUUGGUCAUCAUCCUAAGAAAGUAUUGCUUUGCUUCUGCUGUUUAGUGUGUGUAUAUAUAUACAAUUAUUUAUUAAAUAAAUAAGGAUUUUUCUCU
Messenger RNA from Rhizopus microsporus ATCC 52813, 6844 nucleotides. RefSeq lists its product as uncharacterized. The record is from RefSeq and is a predicted model, not a curated record. Gene Ontology annotation, molecular function: protein binding; ATP binding; phosphorelay sensor kinase activity. Gene Ontology annotation, biological process: phosphorelay signal transduction system; protein phosphorylation. The coding region runs from base 105 to 6794 and encodes 2229 amino acids. Lineage: Eukaryota; Fungi; Mucoromycota; Mucoromycetes; Mucorales; Rhizopodaceae. The transcript is spliced from 17 exons.